Messenger RNA from Microthlaspi erraticum, 2451 nucleotides. The record is from the annotation of a GenBank genome assembly. NCBI's taxonomy places the organism in Eukaryota, Viridiplantae, Streptophyta, Magnoliopsida, Brassicales, Brassicaceae.
AUGGAAGGUUCUUCAAACUCCAACUCAAAGGGAUUCAAUAACUCUGGUGUUUCAGACAGGAACACAAAUGUUGAUGACUAUGUCAGCAGAAGCUUGUUCGGUAGCACUACUCACAAAUCCAGCGAAGAAGAUUCUUUAGGGAUCAAAGACGAUGACCCUUUUGUUAGAUCCUUGGAAUGGGGUGAUGUUAGCUUAAGACAGUGGCUAGAUAAGCCUGAGAGAUGUGUAGAUGUCUUCGAGUGCUUGCACGUUUUCAGACAAAUCGUGGAGAUUGUAAACGCUGCUCACUCUCAAGGCAUUGUUGUUCACAAUGUCAGGCCUUCUUGCUUCGUCAUGUCUUCGUUUAACCACGUUUCCUUCAUCGAAUCCGCUUCUUGCUCCGACUCCGGCUCUGAUUCCUUAGAGGACGGUCCAAUUAGCCACAAGGAAACUGCUGUAGAAGAGAAAGGAGACUACAACAAGAUCUUGGAGAGACAGAUCGAGAAGCUAGAGGAAGAAAAGAAGCAACCUUUUCCGAUGAAACAUGUCUUAGCAAUGGAGACAAGUUGGUACACAAGCCCUGAAGAGGAUUUUGGCUCUCCGAGUACUUGCGCUUCAGAUGUCUACCGUCUCGGCGUCCUUCUUUUCGAGUUAGUCCCUUUGCAGCUGUUUUGCCCUGUGGCAUCAAGAGAAGAGAAGUCAAGAACAAUGUCUAGUCUAAGACAUCGUGUUCUUCCGAGUCAGAUACUGCUCAAAUGUCCAAAAGAAGCUUCUUUCUGCUUGUGGUUACUGCAUCCGGAGCCAAGUUGUCGACCAUCAAUGAGUGACUUGCUUCAAAGCGAGUUUAUAACCGAACCAAGAGAUAACUUGGAAGAACGUGAAGCAGCGAUAGAGCUUAGAGAUAGAAUCGAUGAACAAGAGUCUUUACUCGAGUUCUUGCUACUGAUUCAACAGAGAAAAGAUGAGUCUGCGUAUAGAUUGCGUGACACGGUUUCGCUUCUUUCUUCAGACAUUGAGCAAGUGUCAAAGAGACAGUUGAUCUUGAAGCAAAAGGGUGAUUUCAUCAUCAAAGAUGAUCAUCAAUCUGCUCUGAUGACAAAGGAAGAGCCUUUGGCCUCAAGAAAACGGUUUAGACAACUGAUUCCUCCAGUUGAAACCGACCUUGAAGAAGCUGAUGAAGAAGAGAGUCAAGAAAGCACACUUCUUGAAAGCUCGCGGCUGAUGAGAAACUUCAAGAAGCUAGAAUCUGUCUACUUCCUUACAAGGCGAAGGCAAAUGAAAGCUGCUGCUGCUGCUUCAGGGAAGGCAUUGACUAGACAUUCUCCGUUAAGCAGUGAAAACGGAAGAGGAGGCUCAAUGAUUGUCUCAGAGAAGAGCUCAGUAACCAACCGUGCAGCUCCCAAAGAUUUCUACAGCAAUGAUCCGAGACUAGGCGGGUGGAUAGAUCCGUUUCUUGAGGGUUUAUGCAGAUAUUUAUCAUUCAGUAAGCUGAGAGUGAAAGCUGAUCUGAAGCAAGGAGAUUUGUUGAACUCUUCUAACCUCGUCUGCGCACUUUCAUUCGACCGAGAUGCAGAGUUUUUCGCCACUGCUGGUGUCAACAAGAAAAUCAAGAUAUUCGAAUGUGACUCCAUCGUGAACAACAACAGAGACAUUCACUAUCCGGUUGUGGAAUUGGCUAGCCGUUCAAAGCUAAGUAGCUUAUGUUGGAACAGCUACAUCAAGAGCCAGAUUGCAUCAAGUAACUUUGAAGGCGUGGUUCAGAUAUGGGAUGUUGCAAGAAGCGAGCUGGUUGCAGAGAUGAAGGAGCACAAGAAGAGAGUAUGGUCCAUUGACAUUUCAUCAGCAGAUCCUACUUUGCUUGCUAGUGGAAGCGAUGAUGGAACCGUUAAGCUAUGGAGUAUCAAUCAGGGAGUUAGCAUUGGAACCAUCAAGACAAAAGCCAAUGUGUGUUGUGUCCAGUUUCCAUCAGACUCAGGAAGGUCUUUAGCAUUCGGUUCUGCAGAUCACAAAGUGUAUUACUAUGAUCUUCGAAACCCCAAGAUUCCUCUCUGCACAAUGAUUGGUCAUAGCAAGACAGUGAGUUAUGUCAAGUUUGUAGAUUCAUCCACUCUUGUGUCCUCUUCCACUGAUAACACACUGAAGCUUUGGGACUUAUCAAUGACUGCUUCUGGUGUUAACGAAACCCCUCUUCACUCAUUCGCUGGACACACUAAUUUAAAGAACUUUGUUGGAUUAUCUGUCUCUGAUGGGUACAUAGCUACAGGCUCAGAGACUAAUGAGGUUUUCGUGUACCACAAGGCAUUUCCAAUGCCGGUGAUGUCUUACAUGUUCAGCAACACGGACUCUGCGUCUGGUCUCGAAGUGGACGAUGCCUCACAGUUCAUAUCAUCCAUCUGCUGGCGAGGUCAGUCGUCUACGUUAGUCGCUGCUAACUCCAAUGGCAACAUCAAGAUUCUGGAGAUGAUAGCUUGA